GCGAAAUGAUUUGAAAAUCAAAAUAAAUCAAAAAUGCAUGGUUAAAAAUUUUUAAUCCAUUUUACUCAAAAAUGGAAAAAUGGCAGAAAACGUUCAUAAAUUAUUACAUCCUGAUUUAAUGUCAAGAGAAGAAAUUAUUGAAAUCCUAAUAUCGAGAUGCAUUAAAAUCGAUAAUAUUGAACAAUUAAAUCGUUCUGAAUUAUUAAAUAUAUAUAAUCGUAUAGUCAUGCCAUUGGAACAAAGGUGUUCACGGCAAAAUGGUGUUAAGAAACCUACACAAGAAACGAACCAUGAAAAAAAAGUGUGUGCAUCGUUACCACCAUGCCGAAAAAUUAAAGUAAAUGCGGCAUCGAAUAGUAAUUCAAACGAUUAUGAUAAACAAAAGAAAAUAUUAAAAAUGUCUGAUGAUGUUAGUAAGUUAAGUUUAAAACGAAGUAUAUCGGCUGAAAAUGAUAAACCUGAAAUUCCAAAUAAAAAAGGGAGACAAAAAAUUACAUGGCCUUGAGAUUUCAGUAUAAUUUACGAUUAUAAGUGAAUUUAGGUUUGAACAGCGAUUAGGUUCUUUUACGGUAUUUUUAAGAAUAGAAUUGCAGCUUAUUUUUAU
Chrysoperla carnea is the source of this 604-nucleotide messenger RNA. RefSeq lists its product as uncharacterized. The record is from RefSeq and is a predicted model, not a curated record. NCBI's taxonomy places the organism in Eukaryota, Metazoa, Arthropoda, Insecta, Neuroptera, Chrysopidae. Gene Ontology annotation, biological process: embryonic morphogenesis. The coding region runs from base 80 to 505 and encodes 141 amino acids. The transcript is spliced from 2 exons. Gene Ontology annotation, cellular component: tRNA-splicing ligase complex.